CGUGCAGGGAGCGAGGGGGAAGGCGACGGGAGGGGGACGGUCCUGUCACCCCCACCGGCGUGGAUCUAGAGUGCGGGGCUGAAAAGCCGCUAGCAGCCUGCCAGGGGGCACCGAGUGGGCAAAGUGAACUAGUGCUACAACACCCCCCCUCCGCCGUGCCACUACAUGUGCCUGGCUCCGGCUCCCGAUGAGCUCCUAAUCCGUGGGAAUCGGCCGAGGACUGAGGACCGUCUCUGCACCCGGAGCUGACUGCGAUCAAGAUGGAGAGCGAGAAGAAGAGGAGAAAAUACUCGACGAGCAGCAAUGACUCUGACACCACAGACAGUCAGGUGACCUCGUGGUCCAGGUCAUCCAAGAAUAUGGGCACCAGCAGCACAUGGGUUCGCCACCAGCACAAGAAACCAUCAGAGGUGUUUCGCACAGACUUCAUCACGGCCAUGAAGCUGCCGGACUCGGCCCAGCUCGGCCUGGAUGACUUCUACGUGCUCUCAGACCCCUGGAGACAAGAGUGGGAGAAGGGAGUACAGGUCCCUGCCAACCUGGAGGCUAUACCAGAGCCUGUGGUCAGGUCGCCGCGGGAGUCGACGAGUGGCGACGGACAGGACGGGGACACUCCCACUCCAGCUCAGCACUACAGCUGCUACGACCUGGACGAUCUGGACGUCGCCUGGCUGGAGCUGGUCAACCAAGAGUUCAGACAGAUGGCCUUACCCGAGCUGGACGAGCUGACGAUGGAGUGUGUGCUGGUGGAGCUGGAGAGCGCUUGCGCGGAGAAAAUGCAGCAGGCCAUCGAGACGGAGGAAGGCCUGGGCAUCGAGUACGACGAGGACGUGGUGUGCGACGUCUGCCGCUCGCCGGAGGGAGAGGACGGCAACGAGAUGGUCUUCUGCGACAAGUGCAACGUCUGCGUGCAUCAGGCAUGUUAUGGCAUCCUUAAGGUACCCCAGGGGAACUGGCUGUGUCGGACCUGCGCUCUGGGUGUCCAGCCCAAAUGUCUGCUCUGCCCCAAGAGAGGGGGGGCCCUCAAGCCCACCCGCAGUGGAACCAAGUGGGUCCACGUCAGCUGUGCCUUAUGGAUCCCUGAGGUGAGUAUAGGCUGUCCAGAGAAGAUGGAGCCCAUUACCAAGGUGUCCCACAUCCCUGCUAGCCGCUGGGCCCUGUCCUGCAGCCUGUGCCGAGAACACACAGGAACCUGCAUACAGUGCUCCAUGCCCUCCUGCAUUGUGGCCUUCCAUGUGACGUGCGCCUUUGACCAUGGCCUGGAGAUGAGGACCAUCCUGGCCGAGAACGACGAGGUGCGCUUCAAGUCCUUCUGCCUGGAGCACAGCUGCACUGCCAGCAACAGCGGUGCACCAACAAGCAUCUGCUCCACUUCAACCAGCGUGAACAACGGCAACCACAACACCACCAUUUCCUCCACCAACGGAACCCACGGCACAGCCAGAACAGACUGGGUCACCGCCGGCGUCGGAACUGAGCUCCGACCGGAGCCGCCUCACCAACCAAACUUAUGCAGUGACCUGGAGCAGAGGUCUGUGUUGUUCCCGGUUUCGGUUUCUGUGUUGGCGGCGGAGCGAGCGGAGCGCGAACAGCUGGAGAGAGAGAAAGUGAGCCAGAGGAAACAGAAGCUGCAGGAGCUGGAGGAUGAGUUCUACCGACUGGUGGACCCAAGGGAGGUGGCUGAGAACCUGGGAAUGCCCAUCGCCCAGGUGGACUUCCUGUAUCAGUUCUGGAAGUUGAAGAGGAAGGCCAACUGUAAUCGACCUCUGGUGACCUUAAAGAGGGACGAGGUGGACAACCUGGCCCAGCAGGAGCAGGAUGUCCUGUAUAGACGCCUCAAACUCUUCACCCACCUCCGACAAGACCUGGAGAGGGUGCGUAACCUGUGUUACAUGGUGACACGGAGGGAGAAAAUGAAACACACCCUGUGCGACCUCCAGGAGAAAAUCUUCCACCUGCAGAUACAGCUACUGGAAGAGGACAUGGCUGGAGAGAAAGCCCAGAAGGGAGAAAAGAGGAAGCAGAAUGGAGUGAAGGAGAAAGGGAAGGAGAGGAGGAAGAGUAGUCCUGAGACGAAAAAGGAGAGAUGGAAGUCAGAAAACGGCUCACUGCUAAAAGAGCUAGGUUUGUCAAAGUCCUUCCCCCUGGACAACUCUUUGUUCGACAGCUGGCUCGCCCAGUCGGUUCAGAUCACCGCUGAUGACAUGCUGAGCCAGUGGGCACUGGGUGCCCAGCACGGGGACAAGAGUGGCAGCCUGCUCUCCGACCAGCUCCUGCAGGGCGAGGAGAGCCUGUUAAACCUUAUGAUGGAGAACUCCAUGCAGUCCACCUGGAAAACACCCCAGCUGGGCCGCAGACGGGGAAGCAGCAAACCCCGUGGUCAUGGACAACCCGCCGCCCCCCCCGAGCAGCCGCAGACGCUCCUCUCGACGGCGGCCAUCUCCACCGCCAGCAGCCCCUCCACUGCAAAGAGCCUCCGGGCGAGCGUGGCGGAGGAAAAUCCCAGCCUUGUGAUCCGGAGAGGGGAGAGGUCCAGGGCUUCCUCCAAGGGCAUGCACCAUCACCACCUUCAUCACCACCACCACACCAGGAGCUCUGACCUGCACGGGGACCCAACACCACAGCCACCCAUCUCCAAAAUGGAUUCCUGUCACAUCUCGGAGGCCCCCGGCCCCUGGAACAGCUUCGCCGAGGGGAAUGAUGUCGCAUCAGGAGCUGGAGCUGUUUUCCCCACGGGUUCAUCUCCACUUCCAGCCUCCAGCCCCGGGCUCACGGUUCCCGACACAGGGGCUGUCCUUUGCAGCAGGGCUCCACGGCUCCGUCUGGCCCGCCACGGGAAAUCAAGAGGCAGGGGCAUGAACGGACGUGGAGGCCUAGGGGCACUGGAGUCCAUGGAACUGCCGCUAAGGGACACGUCCCUGCUGGAUGCCACCGAGACUGACGGGUACUUCUCUGACGGCGAGCAGAGCGACUCGGACACGCGCUCUGCCGGACGCAAACUCCGCUUGCCACAGCUGCAUUCUGGGAACGAGGACCUGUUGAGAAGGAGCGUGCUGGCAACUUAAAGAACCAAGAUUCCCGCUGGCUAAUUGUUUCUCCAUCUGUGCCCAGUGAUGGUUUCGUUCAUCCAAAUCCUGGUCACAUCUACCAAUCAGAAAAUCUAUUCAGCUCACCUGCUAUGAUUUUUGGGGGGUAGGAAAAUUUGAAUGUAGCUGUUUGCCUGUCGUACAUUAGAGCUUCUCCGCUGGACUGCAGUUCGUUGUUCUAUAACGCGACAUAUUCAACAAAUAGGAAACAAACGUUACAUUUAGUCAUUUGGUUUCUGGGUGUUAAAGUACCCUGUUCUGGCCUCAUGUCUGUGGUAUCUGUCAGAACAAACACUUUGGGGCAUUAUUGAUAAUUAUUGUGAAUAUUAUUCAAGCUGGUUUCAGGGUCUCCAUCUUGUUUGGUCUUUUGUGGCCUGAGAAGCAUCCAACAAGUCCUUGUUUUCUUGAAUAUAUUCAUUGGAAAGACAAUUUCACACCAGACUUGUUCGAAAUGUGUGUGUGUGGCGGUGACACCAGACAACACGUAUCCAACCUUGAAAAGCACAACUAGCUUGUCAUCAGAGCUGUAUUUGAAGCACUCGUGUGGGUAAUGGAUGCUCCUUCAGGGUUGAGGUCAAUUCUCAUCACGUCAACUCCGUUUCAAAAAGUACUCUUAGAAGACUUCCCCCAAAAUUGUCUGAUUGUCCAGGAUUUGAAUAUUUAAACAGAUAAGGACCUCAACCCUGGGUCUCAUUCAGAUCGCCACACGGAGACGCAAACCCACAGACGCACACACACUGACACACAAACUACUUAAAGCCAAUCCCUUUGCUCACAUCACAGAAAAUAUUGGCUCUGACUUCUGUCGGCUGCUUUCAAAUUCUUUUUGAGUUUUAUUUUCUUUUUUUUUCAGCCCGAAUCUUUGGAGAAAAAAACUCUCUGUAGAAACUCUGUGCCUUCUGUCGCUCGCCCUGUGCCCUUCCCCCCCAAAGCCCCCACUUUCUCAAUCAAUCAAUCAAACAAUCAAUAGGUAGAUCAAUUUUUCAAUCGGAUUUGUAACAAUCAAAACCAAAAGGUAACCCAGUCGGAUUGGUUACCGAGCGUGGCCAGCUCCUUGUCAACUUAACAAUUGCCUAGUGCCUGAAACAAGGAUGUGAAUGCAGCGUUUGCCAUUAAUCAACGAAGCGUCUCACACAGUUUUCGAAGCAGAGCCAAAACUGUGCUGUCUGUGCAAAGAGCUGCCUACUGUUCUAUGCCCCCCCAACUAGAUCACUGCAGUUCAGAGCCGUCGAUGAGCAGAGUUCGGCCCGGUGGCAGAAUCCCAAUGCAAAUCAUAAACUGAUUAGUGACUCACUAUGCUGCUUAACAUGAGCAUCCUCUGUGCAGUUUAAAAUAAUAAUUGUUAUUAUUAUAUCUUUAUUUGUAUAGCACUUAUCUAAACGAGGUCAUGAAGUGGUUAUUUAUCCAUCAUCAUUUAAUGAUUCUUUAAAUUUUGUUUUUUUAUCCCGGGUAAACCCACUUAAAAAAUAAAUUAAAUCUCCUCCCAUUGUCAGUAGAGGAGUUUGCCUUUCUGGUUUCCCCCCCUCGACGUCACUCACCCUGACUUGGGAGUGAAUUCUGAUUGUAUCAAUUCCCAUUGCAGACAAAUGCCAGAUGUAAGUGGCUGUUAGUGGCUUUUUUGACCAGUGGAAAAAGAGGCGUUCCUGCAGCUUCCAGGCGUCAAGAGAAACAAGUUAGUCAUUCUUCAGCUCCUCCAUGUGAUUCUAUAUGAUUUAGCAUUUACGAUAUAUAUUUAUUCAUGUCAUACGAUGCCCAACACUGAGGUCUGCCGUGGCCACGCUCUUCUCACCGAUAGCUCUACUGCACCUUCUCCUGUUCGCCGAACGAUGACAAUGUAAUAAUCACCUUCAGAAGCUCUUAUGUUCAGAAAUUGAGUUGUUUGUAAAUUUGUUUAAAUUUGUUUUUUUUUUAAAUAGUUUUUGGUUGUUCUCUCAGAGAGUUGUAUUUUGUACUUAAGCAGUCCAUGGUAUUUCUCAGGGGUUAAAAAAACGUUUAAAAAGAAGAAUAAAGGGUUAAAAAAUUUAUCAAAAAUUGGACGCAAGGCGAAGAUACAUAUAUAUACAUAUUUUAUAUCAUAUACAAUAUAUAUAUAUAUAUAUAUAUAUAUAUAGUGAUGUGUGUAUGUCUAGAACUUUCCCUAUUUCAUUGUUUGAACUCCUACAUGACUACUACUGAGCAUGCUCCCUCUCUCAGUGUGACCACAUGACCAUCAGCCCUGGGUUUAAUAGUCUCGACCGAUAAUCAAGCUCAUUGUAACUUCAUUACCAGAUGAGCCAGACAUGUCUGAUAAUAUUGGCUCGGUGGUCAACUUCAAGAUCGGACCUUGUAAUUACUUCUCUCGCCUCUUUGCAGCGAAGACCCGAAACCCAUCCGAGGUCAAAUCAGAAAUCUCGUGUGAAAUUUAAGGGCUGCUUUACCCAGGUCUGAUGAACCGACGUUUAAAUAGAGGUGCAGGUCCAAUGUACUUCCUCUGUUGAUUUCUGUUUGGAAACCUUCUCACCUGUCCUCUGAAGUGACCACGCCAAAGAACAGAUCUGUGCAUCAAAGCAGCACAUGUUGCAUCGUAUCUACACAAACACACAUGCACGUGCUCCGACUCUGGUUUUCAAGAUGAAGAAUGUUAGAUAAGGAUGUCAGACUCCUCUGCCAGCGCUCUCUGGGUCGGCUCGGGUUUGAAUUCGGUUUUCCUCGACCUGUUCCGCCCCGGCCUGUUGACGGUUGGGUUUGAAACCCUGAAGGUGUUGUGGUGUGAACCCCUUUACUGGCACUGUUGAUACUGCUCCACCACCAAUACACCUGACCUGGAUUCUCCCAUGAUCUGCAUUCACCAGGGGCUUCGCGCAGGAAAGGCCUGUCACCACAGCAUCGGGCCGGCGAUGGUUGCAAAAACACUUGCAUGUUAAACCCCCUUCAGAAAAAGGCCAAAUGCUGCUGAACUGAACACACGACAUACAGCUUACACACACACACACGCACCAGAGCUGGUAUAACAGGGUUAUAAUGUACAAGAUGAAUAGUUUUUUAUGUAUAUGUGGUCCUGACUGCAUCAGGAAGUAUGAGCUUACUCAGAGUGCAACGCCCCCUAUCAGCAGGAGAGUAUUACUACAGGUGACAGCUCAGUGUCCCUGUCUCCUUCGUCCUUCAGGUGUAGCCAUCGCAGAAGAUUCACACCGUCAGUCUGCCGCAAUUUUCUCUUUUUCAACACAUAUGCGGACACAAAUCUGUAAAAAUCCUCCUCUGAGUUGCAGGGUUGGAAAUUAGGUUUUGUCUCAAGCGAGCAGAUUUUUCUAACGGCAUGAACUCGGGAACAGGCGGACGAUUCUGAAUUUUUGCGUUGGCUACCUCUAUUACAAUCGGCAUGGAAAGUGACCAUAACAACUACCGCAACAACACAAUCGUGUCUGAAAGCGAGGACGUGGUUUUGUGUCAUUCCGGCGCCACGUGAUCCUCCGCCAGGUGGUUAGUACCGUUCUUGUGUUAAUAGGACAGACAAAUGUAAUACUGGUCUCAAUAUUCAAUGUUCAGAAGUAGCCUGACUUUGUAGACAAGGCCUUACAUGUAUGGCCUAGCGCGUAGUAGCCAAUGCCAAGGCUGCACAGUGCUGGCAAAAAAAGAAAAAACUAAAAAAGACUUAAUUUCCUCCUUAGACUUGCUGCUCCUCCAGACUCUCUCUCGUUUGAAAGUCAGAGAGCAGCAUCGUUGUACCUAAAAUUACCGUUUUUCAUAAUUGCAGCUCAGAUUCUUCUUUUCCUAGAUAUUGUGCAGCCUUAGCAAACACAAACUGGUUAUUAUUCUGUAUUUACAGUGUGGCUUCAAUGCCCUCUCCUUCCGCUUCGUAGUUACUGUAGACUGGAGUCUUUUUGCCGGUUCUUUUUUUAUCAAUAUCCAAUAGAGCAACUUCAAAGCAUCGCUGUCAUCUGUGUGGUACACUGGUGUGGGUGUUGGCUCACGGCCUGAAAUGUGCUGUGGUGAUCUCUGAAUUUUGCAACUCUGUCAGGUCCAAUAACCACGGGAUACUUGAUCUAAAUAAGAUUUUCUUUUCUCUCUUUUUUACAUUUAAUCUGUAAAAUCAAUCAGAUGUGACAUCACUGUCAGUAUCAAAAGAAAAUCUGUUACCAUAUUUUAGUUUAUAUUUAGCCUUCUGCUCCAUCUCACUGUUUGGAUUUCAUGGUAAAAGUUGGCAAAUUUUAAAGAUUUCAGUCUUGGUUAAUGUGGCCACAGCUGUCGUUGCAAAUUUUGAAUAUUUCUAAAGAACAAAUGUUAUGAGCUACUGGAUAAGAUAUUAAAAUGAAAAAAAUCCUGGAGACUGCCACUUUGAGAUAUCGUUGGUAAUGGAUAAAUACACGACUUUAAAGUUCUCCAAAGAGUGAGCUGGUGCAUGGGUCAGAAACAUAAAACUCUCCCCCAGGUGUUGGCAUGAAAGUGACUUCACAGAAAUAAGCUGGUGGGCACCCUGCAUGUAAUGGCGGGUCAGAAACACACACCUACACACGGCCAUGAAUUUCUCGACUUCAGCUGAAAAGCUGGUCAAGGGCCGGCGCUGAUUGCUGCAGGUAAUUGGAACAUCGCCCGCAAUUCACACAGCAGCCAUCGACCGCACUGACAUAGUUGUAAAAUGUCUUGGAGAGACAUCACUGCACUGGCAGGGCCGGGUUCCUCACAACUUCCUCAGCUGUGCAAACAUCACGUCAAAAGCUUUUUAUAAGCAGAGAGGUAGUUCAUCCUCCAAUAACAUGAGGACCUUGGAAAUGUUGUACGAGACAAUUUGUGCUCGGUUUGAGCUACGUAAUUAAAACAGAUCAUUAGAUUCCGGGUGGAUGAAAGAGUAAGAUUUUCUCCAUUUGAAGAAAUAGAGUGAUGUUUGCUCAGCGGUGGUUUUGGCGAAUCAGAAGGGCAUCAGAAUGCUGUUAAUAGAAUAUCUCUCUUCCUCUGUUGCCCUUUCUGCCAAUAGGAGUGGUUUGAGGCUGUCGUCAGGUCAGUGAAGCCAGGAUUGGUCAAUGGCUCAAAAUGGACGUUCACGCCCCAAUAAUUUGGGAGCACAAAAAACAAAGUCAUAUAAUCUGAAAAAGAUUGAUGAAGUUCGAAUGACAUCAUGUGAUCGAGACUUGCUCGUGCUUCCUGUUUCUGACAUCAGCGACAGUCCUCGCUUUAUUGUCCUACGCCAGCCGUGUAAACCCACCCACUUACCUACCACUGGAGUUUAUAUACAUCUACAAUAAUGUACAAUACUGUUCAACUACUACUACUACUACUACUACUACUAGACAUUUUAAUUUUCCGUCUUUUGAAAAAGCCUUUGCAAGCUGUUACAUUUAUUUUUCCUUUGUAAUGCUAUAGCUGGCCACCGUGGCUUGUAUCAAAGUAGAAAGCUGACUCAUUACCUGCUUCCUCGGUUUUGUUUGUUUCUGGUUUUUAGUUUUUUUUUUUACUGGCACUUUGCUUUCCUCUCUGUUACAGCAAAGUUAUGGCUUCAAGGUCUCAACAUCCACACACUGCACAGAUUGUAGGUUAAGUCUAGGAACACAGGCGGAGCUGCUGUGGAGGCAGAAACCAGCUCAAUUGUGGGGUUUAAUGUAAACUGGUGGAGUCAAAGAACCACAGUGAUUGGAAUAAGAGGUGUUGAGUCGCUGCAUCAGGACAGUCAGCUUGAACCUGAAAGGUCAGUUUGACACAGUUGAUAAAGUGAAAGUAUUAAAGCCAUAUAUGACAUUUUUUUUAAUGUAAUUUAAGGUAAAAAGCUGAUUUCAAGAUUUAAAAUUAUUAGUUGAUUAGUCGUUUGUAUUGUAUUCUUCAGCUAAAAAUAAAUGUAUUACUGCUGCAAAGAUAAAUCAGUUAAUCAUAACAUUAAUUUAAACCAUUUUGCUAAAUCAAUAAUCAUUUUGUUUUAUUAGUCAUUUCUUACGCAAACCUGGAAAAUAUUCUCUGUUUCCUGUUCCUUGGAUUGGACCAUUUAAUGCUGCUCUUCGUGAUACAGUAGCAGAGCUCGAUGUUCGCUGGCACUCACUCCACUGUUGGAACGAUUUGUUCCAUGGUUGUGAAAGUGUAGAUAAUUAUUCCACAGGCCAAAAACAUGACGGUUAGGUUUACUGGAAACUCAAAGUUUCCCGCAGUCAGCCGACAUUUGACCCUUAGAAGUUAAGCUGUAUAGCUAAGGAAUGGAUAGCUGGACAGUUUUAUUAUUUCUACGUAAACGCCUUUAUUGUACAGUGAAUGUAAAGAGAGGACAGGAAAUAAAAGAGAAGAGACAGACUGGUAAUGCCAUUCAACAAAGGUCAAGGGCUGGCUAUGAAAGAAGAAUCUUGUGGUUCAUGUUCAUCCAUGAGACUAAAUCAUAGAUCAAGUGUACGUCCUAAACUACCAGUUUUACCGUCUGCCAAUUUCUAAGGAACACAUAAAUCAAAGGAAGCCUGCGACGACUCGGCCAAGGUUGCUAAUGAUUAAUCCUUCUGUCUGUUAAAUGUGAAAAAUGUUUAAGAGCCUUCUUCGUUUAAUUCGACCAAGAGUUGAACAUUUAUUUAAAAGUUAUCUCAAAUCCUUACUCGCAUCAGGAAUGAAUCAACUGAUAAUUAUCGGCUUCCUGAGAAGUUAGACCUCUCUCAGCUUCAGAGAGAACAUCACAGAGAGCAGCAGAGUUUGUGUUCAAAGUUGAGGGAAACCUGAAGAAUCAGAUUCAAAUAACUUCCUACAAUUUUUGUUUUUGUUUUUCUUCCCUCGGCCAUUUCAGUCGGCUUUGAUUCCAACAUCACUAAACCUGUGUUUCUGGCUCUACCUUAUAAAGUUCCCCACAAUGAGACGACUUCUGCUUCCAGAGCAGAUCCAAGACAUGUUUUUAAGACUAAAGUUUCUGUCUUCACAAACUGGGAACUGUACUCUGCCUCCACCAUCUCCCUCCUCCCUGCUCUCUCCUGCUCCUCCACCUCCUCCUAUACCAGCAGCUCUGUCCCCUCCACCCCCUCCUAUGGUGUCCCCUCUGUCCACAACUCCUCUCUCGUCUUGCCCGGCUCGUGGCUCCUUCUGAAUCGCAUAUGAAGCAUAGGACCAUUCCCACAAAUUCAAAAAACAGUAGAAGGAGAAAAGUGAUGUCUGUAGCUUUAAGGACAGAGAAUGACAGGCACGUGUAGUGGAGGUACGUGUGAGGAGGGGAAAACAGUGCUUUGCUCCGGCC
Molecule: messenger RNA, 10251 nt
Organism: Pleuronectes platessa (European plaice)
Lineage: Eukaryota; Metazoa; Chordata; Actinopteri; Pleuronectiformes; Pleuronectidae
Gene: jade2
Product: jade family PHD finger 2
Exons: 14
Coding region: 261-3065 (934 amino acids)
Biological process (GO): regulation of transcription by RNA polymerase II
Cellular component (GO): histone acetyltransferase complex
Source: RefSeq, a predicted model, not a curated record